GUCGCGCGUUGUCAGUGGGGAGUCCCGAGAACGCGCUCGGAGUAGAGGAAGGAGGGCGCGCACUGCGUCUGGGCAGAAAAGAUCCGGGCGGCGGGGACGAGCCCGUCUUGUGGGCGCCCACGUGAGUGUACGUACUGAGCGCUGACGCCACCGGUCGGAAGCAGCAUGGCCUUGUUACAUCGAGCCGCCCGACUUCUAGUCUGCCAGACCUGGACUGCCAUUAACACACAGACCUUCAGCCUCUCGGCAUCGUGCGGAGCCAUCCAGAAGCUGACGCGGGUUCGUGUGGUGGAUAACAGCGCCCUGGGAAAUACGCCGUAUCACAAGCCCCCCCGCUGCAUCCAUAUUUACAACAAGUCCGGUGUGGGGAAGGUUGGAGAUAAAAUCCUCUUGGCCAUAAAGGGGCAGAAGAAAAAAGCGCUGAUAGUGGGCCACAAGAUGCCCGGACCUUCCAUGACCUCCCGCUUUGAUUCCAACAAUGUGGUACUUAUAGAAGACAAUGGCAACCCUGUGGGCACCAGAAUCCGGGUUCCAAUCUCAUCCACCCUAAGGAAGGAGGGCGAUCACUCCAAGGUGCUGGCAAUCGCCCAGUCCAUCAUAUGACAGAGACAGGUACUCUUUUCCUGCUUGGACUCCAACAUUAUCCCCUCUAAGUAAUAAAGUGAUACUUUUGUAUAUUA
Molecule: messenger RNA, 680 nt
Organism: Rana temporaria (common frog)
Lineage: Eukaryota; Metazoa; Chordata; Amphibia; Anura; Ranidae
Gene: MRPL14
Product: mitochondrial ribosomal protein L14
Exons: 3
Coding region: 166-603 (145 amino acids)
Biological process (GO): translation
Cellular component (GO): mitochondrion; ribosome
Molecular function (GO): structural constituent of ribosome
Source: RefSeq, a predicted model, not a curated record